This is a messenger RNA of Melampsora larici-populina 98AG31, 459 nucleotides long. RefSeq lists its product as uncharacterized. The coding region runs from base 1 to 459 and encodes 152 amino acids. The transcript has a single exon. Gene Ontology annotation, molecular function: catalytic activity. Lineage: Eukaryota; Fungi; Basidiomycota; Pucciniomycetes; Pucciniales; Melampsoraceae. The record is from RefSeq and is a predicted model, not a curated record.
AUGGGGCAGCUCAUGCCUAUCCUAGGAGAGCUCCGGCCCAACCCAGUCCUGCUAGGCAUGGACUCCGACCUGCACCAUCCAAUGUGGAACUCCCUGGGGUACGCCCACACUCACAGAGAGUCGGAAGACCUCAUCUCAAUCAUGAACACCGCCGGGCUUCUCCUCAGAUCCAAAGCUGGUGUUCCAACUUUCACAUCAAACAACGCUCAGGGUAGUCAAACAACGGUUGAUCUACAGUGGACAUCACCGGAAUGCUACGACUGGGCUACAACUUGUGUCACGGACACCCAAUUCAAACAUUCACACUUUUCAGACCACAUGGCAAUUCUCACAGAGCUAGAUUUACCAGCCAACCCGCUGGAAAACUUCAAGCCCAAACCCGAGACCCAACUGGGCCAAAACCCACUGGGGAAAAUACCACGAUACACUGAAUACAUCACUCUCCAACCUCACCACUGA